This is a messenger RNA of Schistosoma spindalis, 321 nucleotides long. The record is from the annotation of a GenBank genome assembly. NCBI's taxonomy places the organism in Eukaryota, Metazoa, Platyhelminthes, Trematoda, Strigeidida, Schistosomatidae.
AUCAUCAUCCAUACGUCCUUCUUGAAUUAGCUAUUCAUGGUAAUUUACGUGAUUUUCUACGAAGUCGUCAUCGUCAAAGACCACCACCUGGACUCAAUUUUUGGGCAGAUGAACGAACAAUCAAUUCAUCAUAUGUAAUUUUAAAGAAUUCAAAUGAUUUCAAAGAAAUAUUCUCUGAUAUUACAAUUAAACGACAAAGAGUGGAGUUGUUAACAAUUGCAAUGGAUAUUGCCGAUGCUUUAUUAUAUUUUGAAAGAGUAUCUGUAAGUUUUAAUGAUAUUAACUGUCAAUUAAUGUUUCUUUUAAUCGGAAGGUUUAAAA